Messenger RNA from Micropterus dolomieu (smallmouth bass), 2981 nucleotides. It is a transcript of the gene slc35c1, whose product is annotated as solute carrier family 35 member C1. The record is from RefSeq and is a predicted model, not a curated record. Gene Ontology annotation, biological process: GDP-fucose import into Golgi lumen; protein O-linked glycosylation via fucose. Bases 178 to 1335 code for a protein of 385 amino acids. NCBI's taxonomy places the organism in Eukaryota, Metazoa, Chordata, Actinopteri, Centrarchiformes, Centrarchidae. Gene Ontology annotation, cellular component: Golgi apparatus. Gene Ontology annotation, molecular function: antiporter activity. The transcript has 2 exons.
UAAUGAUAAUAUAAAGCAUGCAUUUUAGAUCAAAUGCGAUGUAUAUAUAUUUAACAACAUCGCGGCAAAACGAAAUUCACCCGGAAGUUAUUGUAAACAAACAUUGUGAUUGGUUCUGUGCCGCUGGCGGAACUCUGUCGUCAUGUUUGUAUUGUAGAUCUAUGGCUAACGUUACACAUGAGCUCAUGUAAAUGCACCAGUUGCUACUCAGGUUGUUCAUAUUUCUCUGUAAUCAUGAACAGGGCACAGCUGAAGCGGUCCAGUAUCUUGAGGAUGGCUCUGAGUGGCUCGGGGACUGUGGACCAGGACGGACAUGGAGAGACUUUCAUACUCCGAGCUGUUAGAAUCGCAGCUGUGGUUGCAUUGUACUGGUUUGUUUCUAUAACAAUGGUAUUCCUAAAUAAUUAUCUGCUGGACAACCGAGACUUGGAUGCGCCGUUGUUCGUCACCUUUUAUCAGUGUGUGGUGACUGUUGGACUCUGCUGGCUCAUGCAGCUGCUGUCCAAAGUGUGCCCGGGACUCAUCGACUUCCCGUCGGUCAGAUUCAAUGUAAAGACGUCUCGGGAGGUCCUGCCGCUGUCCAUUGUGUUCAUUGGCAUGAUCACAUUCAACAACCUGUGCCUGAAAUAUGUCGGAGUGGCUUUCUACACGGUCGGUCGUUCACUCAGCACAGUUUUCAAUGUGCUGCUGUCGUACGUUAUCCUGAAACAAACCACAUCAUUCCAAGCCUUACUGUGCUGUGGGACCAUUCUAGGUGGAUUCUGGCUUGGUGUGGACCAGGAAGGCAUUGCAGGUUCCCUCUCCUGGUCAGGCGUCUUUUUUGGGGUGCUCGCCAGCGCUUUCGUCUCUCUGAAUGCCAUCUACACCAAGAAGGUGAUGCCAGCAGUGGACGGAAACAUCUGGAAACUGUCCUACUACAACAACAUUAAUGCCUGCGUCCUCUUCCUUCCGCUCAUUCUUGUGUUUGGAGAGUUGGGGCGUCUCACCAGCUUCAGCCGUCUCAGCGACCUCGGGUUUUGGGGCAUGAUGACACUCGGAGGAGUAUUUGGUUUCGCCAUUGGCUACGUAGCAGGCCUCCAGAUCAAGUAUACCAGUCCACUCACACACAAUGUCUCAGGGACAGCAAAGGCAUGUGCGCAGACUGUUAUUGCAGUGGUGUACAACUCUUCCAGUAAAAGCUUGCUGUGGUGGACCAGUAACAUGAUGGUGCUGUGUGGCUCAUCAGCCUACACUUGGGUCAAAAGUCUAGAAAUGAAGAAGGUUCCCUACAAAGACCCUCAGGACCAAGUCAAGGAAAAACUGCUGCCAGGGGAGAAAGGCAACAUGGGAGUGUAACUGCUGAUAAACCUUGAGCUUUUUAGUCAUGUGGCAAGACAAUAUGAAAUGUCACACAGUGAUUGAAGUGAUGUAUACAUGGAAUCUGAUUUUGGUUGGGUUUAAUAGUCUUGUGGUUUUAUACAGUUUGACUUUCAAUUUUAUUUAAAUCUAUUCACAUUCAUUUGGGGCCUUUUUAGAAUUAUUUUUCAAAAUGAAAUGACUGAGACAUAAUCUUUUAUGGUGUAGUCUACAAGUGAAGGAAAAAAAAAUGUUUUUAUUCAAAGGGAGUUAUAUAUAUUUACUUAGACUGAGGGUGUUAGCAUUAUGGCAAAAUAGAAACUUUUUUUACACCUACAUGGCAUUUUUAUGCCAUUUUUAGCCCUCUACAUGGCAUUUUUAUGCCAUGUAGGUGUUUAUUUUUAUUUUCUUGUUUUUAGGGCGGCCUCUGGCUAAAAACAUGCCUGCAUCCUCAAUUAUGAACAAAGGCUACAGGAAAUGAAAUAACCUGUAGUUUAUAGAGGGUACAACAGGCAAGGUAAUCAAAAACCUUGUUUUAGUAGGACUGACAUACGCUUUUUAUCUCCAAAUAAAACCAGCCCUCUGCAUUUCAAACUGUCACACUCAUACAUGAAAUAACCUGUAGUUUAUAGAGGGUACAACAGGCAAGGUAAUCAAAAACCUUGUUUCAGUAGGACUGACAUACGCUUUUUAUCUCCAAAUAAAACCAACCCUCUGCAUUUCAAACUGUUGCACUCGUACAUAUGUACAUUAUUUGCUACAGCAUAUUAUGUUUUUGAGGAGUGCUGAGUCAGUAUUUAAAUAGUCGACAGACAAGCUGAUGAUACACAGAGCAACUUUUAGAGCAAUCGUGCAGGGCAACGUUGCCGUCAAUGAUAAUGAGUAAAGAUUACUACCGUAAUCCCCUUCCCCCACCACCCCGCCACCCGCCCCACACCACCCCUAUCCGUUCAAAACAUAUUCGGACUUGCCACUAGCAAGAUUGCCCAGCAACAUUGCUCACAAAGUUUACAUAUCACUGCAGUGCACAAUUGCACCAUAACUGAGUUACUAACAAGUAUUUGUUUGCACUUGUCAUUCACUCUUAGCUUAUAGUAUCCAUGUGGCAAGACAAUAUGAAAUGUCACAUUUAGUCAUCAUUUAGACUGAUUAGUGAUUGAAGUGAUGUAUACAUGGAAUCUGAUUUUGGUUGGGUUUAAUAGUCUUGUGGUUUUAUACAGUUUGACUUUCAGUUUUAUUUAAAUCUAUUUACAUUCAUUUGGGGCCUUUUUAGAAUUAUUUUUCAAAUGAAAUGACAGGCAUAAUAAUCUUUUAUGGUCUAGUCUACAAGUGAAGGAAAAAAUAAUGUUUUUAUUCAAAGGGAGUUAUAUAUAUUUACUUAGACUGAGGGUGUUAGCAUUAUGGCAAAAUAGAAACUUUUUUACACCUACAUGGCAUUUUUAUGAAUGUAUGUUACUCUCUUGUUGAUAUUUUUAGGGCGGCCUCUGGCUUAGAACAUGCCUGCGUCCUCAAUUAUGAACAAAGGCCACAGGAAAUGAAAUAACCUGUAGUUUAUAGAUGGUACAACAGGCAAGGUAAUCAAAAACCUUGUGAGGGACUGACAUACGCCUUUUAUCUCCAAAUAAAACCAACCCUCUGCAUUUCAA